Messenger RNA from Olea europaea var. sylvestris, 453 nucleotides. RefSeq names its product putative late blight resistance protein homolog R1A-3. The record is from RefSeq and is a predicted model, not a curated record. Gene Ontology annotation, molecular function: ADP binding. Gene Ontology annotation, biological process: defense response to other organism. The transcript has 2 exons. The coding region runs from base 1 to 453 and encodes 150 amino acids. Lineage: Eukaryota; Viridiplantae; Streptophyta; Magnoliopsida; Lamiales; Oleaceae.
AUGUUAUUUCCAGAUGAUAACAAUGGAAGUCGAAUCAUAUUCACAACCAAGCUAACAGAUGUGGCUGAUUAUGCCAACUCUUUUAACACCCAUCACCAGAUGCGAUUUCUUAACGAGGAACAAAGUUGGAAUUUGUUUCAUGAAAAGGUGUUUGGACAAGAAAAUUGCCCACCUGAAUUUAAAGUUAUUGGUCAGCAGAUUGUGAAAAGUUGUCGUGGACUUCCUCUAUCAAUUGUGGUAAUUGGUGGAAGCUUCCUUGGAAACCUUAAUUGUUUACUCGCCACAACAUCUAUUGCCCAACAUAGCAUCGAAACUAUAGGAUAUGCGAAAGUUAAGGCAUCUCAUGUUGGUUCGAAUUUUCCUGCCCAGUACUCAGUUUGCGGAAGUCCUGGAAAAUCUCACGACAAUAUUAGCAGUAGCAAAUUUUGUAUGUACAGAUAUGGUCAUCCGUAA